AUGUUUUUAGCCAGAAAAUUUACUAGCUUUGCUUCAAAAAGCUUGUUCAAUAAACAAAAUCUACUUUAGAGUAGCUUGAAAUAUAGCUUUUCUAGCUUCAAAGGGAAUAAGCACAAUGAGAGGAUAAAUGAACUUAAUAAGCAGCAAUUGCACCUAAAAUCCAGCUCAAAAAAAUUGUCACAAAGAGAGAGAAUGAGAAUACAGGAGGAGAAGUAGAAUAAGACAAAUACAUAAGUUAUCUAAAGAGAGCUUAAGAAUGACAGUAUUUAGAUUCCUUUAAAAGCAAUUGCAUAUUAUUUUUCCCCAACAAACUUAUAGCCUACAUUUUAUGCUGAAUUGAUUAGAUCGUGCAUUGAUUCACUAAAUCACGUUGCCUUAUUUUGCAUGAAUUACAUUAAAAUGGGUCCAAAUGAAAAAUAUCCUUAUGGAAUUGAGAAAUUGAAAAACGUAGCUGUCCUAAUUCCUUCCAUGUUGUUCGUUUAUUUUGGUACUGAAAUGCUUGUAGAAUGCGCAGCAGCUUUUGUAGAUUCAAGCGAGGUGUCUUCAUCCCACUUUUCUUUAAUACCUACACUACUUUACACUGUGAGUAUGGGAGUGGAAAUGAAUGUAAUAUAUAACAACAUUAAAGAUGCUUUAAAACUAGAAGGAGAAGAAGCCAAUCAACAAAAAGCUACAAUCUUAGAAAUAUUUAAAAAAUUAGUGAAUAAAAAGGAUCCUCUGCUUUAAGCUAUAUUAUAUGAAAAUGCCAUUACUUUUCUUUCAACUUCUGUUCCUAUGAUAUGUUCAAUUGCCAAUAUGGUAUAUCCCUCAAAAGUAAUCGAAGUACUUGGAAGCACUAUUAUUAGUUCAAUAUCAAUAUAUUUGGGAAUCCACUUAUUUAAGACAAACAUAUAAUAAUUAAUUGGUGAGCAAAAAAUUGAUGAAGAGAGUUUAAAAACAAUUAUCUAAAUUGUAAGAUCAAAUAGCUUGGUUAAAGAUAUAUCAGAAAUUAAGGCAGUCAAAUACGGAUCUGAGAAAUUUAGACUUUCAGCUAAGAUAGAGUUUGAUAUGACAAAAUUAUCAGAUAAAGUAGCUAACAGUAUCUUGUAGAAUUUAUAGAAAACUAUAUAUAGCAACAACUAUUCUUUUGAACAGAGACAGGAGAGCUUGACAAAAAAUGCUGCAAGUAAAGUGGUGCAGGAAAUUUAAGAUUAGAUCAAUAACAUUUAAGAAGCAAUUUAAAAUGUGUACCCUAAUUGUGAGCAUAUAGAUCUUGAAAUAUCUCAUCAAGAACAAGAAGCAUAUAUUCCUACUACUGUUGAAGAAAAGUUGAAUUAAUAUAAUAUUAACAAAGAUAAUAAAAAUGAUCCAGAACUUUAAGAAUUCGAAAAAUUUGUAUUUUAAACUGCAGACAGAUACUUAAAAAAGUUUCAAAAUUCUAAGCUUUAGCAAACCGCUGCAGAUGCUUCUUAAGAAUAUUUUUAAAACUCACAGUUUUUAACUAAUCAAUUUGAAGAAGACUUGUUACUUGAAUAUAAAUUAUUUGUAGAUGAUUAAAGAGUAGAAGUUCUUUCAGAUUCUGUUAUAAAUACAGAUGAAAAAAGAUCUAUAUGA
Molecule: messenger RNA, 1593 nt
Organism: Tetrahymena thermophila SB210
Lineage: Eukaryota; Ciliophora; Oligohymenophorea; Hymenostomatida; Tetrahymenidae
Product: cation efflux family protein
Exons: 9
Biological process (GO): transmembrane transport; zinc ion transport
Cellular component (GO): membrane
Molecular function (GO): monoatomic cation transmembrane transporter activity
Source: RefSeq, a predicted model, not a curated record